CAAUGCUCGGCUUCCUCCACCUCACAACCAUAAGGCCCGGUGCCAUUGACCUGCAACGCUCGCCAUGUCUGCUCUACGGAUCCUGGUACCCGUCAAGAGGGUCAUUGACUACGCGGUCAAGCCGCGAGUCAACAAGGCCCAGACGGCGGUUGAGACGGCCGGCGUCAAGCACUCCAUGAACCCGUUUGACGAGCUCUCCGUAGAGGAGUCGGUGCGCAUCCGCGAAAAGAAGCGCGCUCCAGGCGGCGUCGACGACAUCUGCGCCAUCUCCGCCGGGCCCGCCAAGGCACAGGACAUUCUGCGCACGGCCAUGGCCAUGGGCGCGGACCGGGGGAUUCAUGUUGAAGUCAAAGAGGGGGACGAUCUGGAGCCGCUGACGGUGGCCAAGAUGCUCAAGGCGGCGGCGGAGCAGCAGAAGAGCAACCUUAUCAUCCUGGGCAAGCAGAGCAUCGACGACGACUCGGCGCAGACGGGCCAGAUGCUGGCGGGCCUCCUGGGCUGGUCGCAGGCGACACAGGCGAGCAAGGUCGAAUUCGGCGAGGGCGAUAGCGUAACCGUGACCAAGGAGGUGGACGGUGGCGUCGAGACGGUGCGCGCCAAGCUGCCGCUCGUGGUGACGACGGAUCUGCGCCUCAAUGAGCCGCGCUACGCAAGCUUGCCCAACAUCAUGAAGGCGAAGAAGAAGAAGCUGGACAAGGUCACACUCAAGGACUUUGGGCUCGAGAACGAGAAGCGCCUCAAGGUGCUCAAGGUCACGGAACCGCCGGCGAGGCAGGGCGGUGGCAAGGUCGAAGACGUGGAUGGUCUGGUCAGCAAGCUCAAGGAGCUGGGCGCUCUGUAGAUGGACAGGACGCGCGCAACCGAGAUGGAGGCCCAUAGAUGUACGCUCACGGCACAUGACAGCACAAUACAACGCAAUAAAUACCACA
Molecule: messenger RNA, 929 nt
Organism: Purpureocillium takamizusanense
Lineage: Eukaryota; Fungi; Ascomycota; Sordariomycetes; Hypocreales; Ophiocordycipitaceae
Gene: CIR1
Product: Putative electron transfer flavoprotein subunit
Exons: 3
Coding region: 65-841 (258 amino acids)
Cellular component (GO): cytosol
Molecular function (GO): electron transfer activity
Source: RefSeq, a predicted model, not a curated record